AAUGAAGAAGAAAUAGCAGAGUAAGGGGAAGGAUUAGGUGUUUCGCAGCCGCAAACACACAUUCACGCCUCACCAACCACACACACCCACCAAUGCCCAUGGCGCUGUUUACAACCACCGCCACCACCCCCUUACUCCUUCCACCUCCUUCUUCUUCCUCUUCCGUCAACAAGUCUUCAUCUUUCCACAACUUUCGAGUACCCUUUACCGUCCAUUGCUGCUCUCUCUCUCCAAUUCCACUUUCCCAUCGCUUCCACUCCCUCCGUGUUCGUAUGGCCCCCGAAGAGGAGAAGAUGACUCGCCGUUCCCCUCUCGAUUUCCCUAUUGAAUGGGAAAGGCCUAAGCCAGGACGAAGACCGGAUAUAUUCCCUCAAUUUAGUCCGAUGAAGACACCAUUGCCACCUCCAUUGCCUGCGGAUCCACCCGAAGAGGACGAGGAAGAGGAGGAAGAAAAGAAAGAGGAACCAGAGGAAGAUCCUGAUAAGGAGGAGACAGAUGAGCCAAAACAGCAAUAAUGGAGCGAGAAGAUUGAAUUGUUGUGAUAUCUCAAUGCCAACUUGCUGCUUGCUACACUUAGCAUAGAUAGAUGAUGGUUAUUUCAUUGUAUCAGGGAUGUGAGAGCUUUUCUUCAAGUUUUGCUAGCUGCCAAUUCUGUUUUAUACCCUGAUAUUAGUUGUAGUUUAUGCAAGUGCUUGUUCUCACAUCAUAUUCUCUCCACAUACAACAAUUUUGUCUGCCUACUAUAAAGUAAUGUUACAUAUGGAUGGGGUAGGGUAAUGAUUUUUGUUUCAA
This is a messenger RNA of Arachis duranensis, 792 nucleotides long. RefSeq lists its product as uncharacterized. The transcript is spliced from 2 exons. The coding region runs from base 93 to 515 and encodes 140 amino acids. The record is from RefSeq and is a predicted model, not a curated record. NCBI's taxonomy places the organism in Eukaryota, Viridiplantae, Streptophyta, Magnoliopsida, Fabales, Fabaceae.